CUUAAAUAUUUCCAUCCUGAAUAUCCAUUGGCACCAGAAUCCCUGGCUCUUUCCCUAAAUAUUUACAUCCCAUCAAACUGCUUCUCCUUAAAUCCUUCCAUCCCGGGAGGCUGUGGAGUGGUUAUUCCCAUUCCAUCCCUUCCCUGGAUUGCUCCCUCCUCCUGCUGCUCCGGGUGCUGGAGAAUCCUGGAAAUUCAGGAUUGGGAUGUCUGGAAUACAGCCGGCUGUUGUCCAGGAAAGGAUGGAGAGUCAGGGAAUUUGGGAAUGCUGCUGGAUUGCACUUCUGGGAUCUCGGGAAGGCGCAGGAUUUUCCUGGGAUAACGGGAAGGGAGAAGGGUCUGGAUUGAGGUGGAUCAAAUGCUCUGUAUCCACAAAUGCCAGCUGGGAAUAGAGGGUGGGAAUGUUGUCCUUGGGAAUGCUGGAAUUCCUUGGGAAUGUUGGACAACAUUCCCAGCUUUUUCCAUGACGUUGCUGCACUUUUCCUGCAGGAAUUUUUUCCCCCUCUCCCCUGUCCUGCAGACAGAACAACCGGGAAAUUGGGAUUUCCCUGGAUUGCUGCAGUCAAUCCCGAAAUUUAGGGAAGCACAAUCCCUGGCAAACUUCCAAAAGCAGGGAAAAAAAUCUACGGUUUUCCUUUCCACUGAAAGUUAUCCAUGGAUUCCCUUGGAUCCUUCAAAGCCGUGAGAAAAGCCGGAAAAGCUCUUCUUUCCCAAAUAUUUCUCCUCAUUAGUCCUUAAUUAAUCUUCGUUUAAAGGCAGGGAUUUUUUCUGCGUCUCCGCCUCAUCCCGGGAAUGCCCAGCUCCACAUCCGAAGGCUCCCAAUCCCAACCUGCGGAGUUUUCCAGGGAAAGCUGCACUGCGGCCCUGGGUUUUCCUUCUGUUUUAUUGGAUUUGGGAGCUGGCGGUGGAGGAAAAACAUUUGGAAUGUGGCAGCGCCGCUCCUCCAGGAAAAAUCGCUGGAGCGAUCCAGGGCAAUUCCAGGCAGGAGCAAAGUGAUCCCAGCCGCUGGAAAAUAACGGGAAUAUUCAAAGGGAAUGGAAUUUCGUGGAAGGAUGGAGCUGUUUAUUCCCGGGUUUGGAAGAACAGCGUGUCUGGAAUAUCGGGAAUUUUUAUGGAGUUGAAGGAACAACCCCAAGAAUUCCCAGUGAAAGUUUUCCAUGGAAAACUCCGUGUGUUCCUGGUCUGUUCAUAGAUGUGACUAUGGAUCUUGGAAAUGUGGGAAAGGGGAUUUGGGGAAUUUCCUGGGGCGUCAGUGAUGGAUUUUCCCUCCUGGAGUUUCUUCAGGAUUGGAGAUGCCCCAGAAUUAGACACAAGAAUUCCCAGGAUUCCUCACCUUUCUGCCACUUAGGGAUUUCCCGUGGAUCCAGAAUGGAGCAAAGGGAUGUGAAAUUACUGGAGCCAUCCGGGAGGGGUUUUUUUGUCGGGAUUAGAGCUGGAAAAUCCAAACUCUUGCUGAAAAAUUCCGGAUAUUGAGCCAGGUUUUUUUCCGGAGCUAUCUCCGAACACGGAGCGGCUUUGGGGUAAAAGAACUCAAGGAAGAAUCCCUCAAAACCAUCCCCAAAUUAUCCAAACUCCGGGACUUUCCUGUCCCUUUUCCCAGCCCGUGAUGUGGGAUUUUCCGGAGUGCCGGCGGGAAGAGGCCGAUCCUUGCGAGAUGAGCCUGGAUAAGCCCGGCUUGAGUGAGCCGAGUUUAAAAGGUGCUUUUAAGCUCCUGUUUAGGGAUUUAGGAAUCCUGGGCUGGGGAUCCACAGGGAUAUCCGGGUGUCAGUGCAUUCCCAAAAUUCCGGGUGCUUGUGUGGCUGCUCUCUGUCCUUCUGUCGCCUUUAAGGACGCACCGGGAUUUGGGAAUUUGGGCCCAAAUUCCUGCCUCUCCCUGCCCGUGGAGUGGAGAUUUUCUGAAGGAGAGACUUUGGCUUUUUUCCCGGUUUAUCCUGGAAAAAAAGGAGGAUGAGGAAGGAAUCCUGUGGCUCUGCAGAGCUCCCGGACAGGAGGGGGCAGGCAGCGGGAUCGGGAUCUGCUCCCAGGGAACAGGGACGGGAUGAGCGGGAACGGCUUCCGGCUGUGCUGGGGGAGGCCCAGGUGGGAAGUUGGGAAAAUUCCCUCCUGGAAAGGGCUGUAAACACUGGAACUGCCCCGGGAGGUUUGGAGUCCCCAUCGCUCGGAAUUCCCGAGGAAUUCCUGGAUGCGGCACUCAGAGCUCUGGCGGGGCUGGACUCAGUCCCGGCUUGGACUCGAUGAGUUCGGAGGGCUUUUCCAAGCUCAGCAAUUCCAUGACUUGGGAUGUGUUGAUAAGGCCCCCUCUGGAGAAGCUCCAGGUCUCGGAUGUCAUUUGGAAUUCGGUGAAAUCCAGUGGCUGCUUCCAAAGAGUUCCCUGUUCCUGCCCUUGGAGUAGGUUGGAUGCUCCCUGUGGAUCCCGUGGCUGUGCCUUUGGGAACCGGGAAUUCCGGGAAGAGACAAGAGCCCUGCUUAUCAAACAGUGUGGAGCGAUGGUAGGAAAGCCCUCAGGAGCUCCAGGGAAUGUUCAAUCCAGAGGGAGCAUCCCCAGCCGGGAUGUCACAAGCUGGAAGCAGCCGGGAAUGUCAGGAACAGAAUCUGGGACAAAGGCUGGGUGAGGAACACUGGGAAGUUGCAGCUGCUCCAGGUGGGAUAUCCCAAUCCAAUGGAUUCUGGAUUCGCCCUGGGAACCAACCAACCUGGCACCUGCAGCCUGGCUUUUAUCCCAAACAUUCCCUUGGGAGCGCAUUCCAGGGAGUGUUCCCAUGGAGUUUGGGCCUGUGGGUGUGGCUUUUCCAGCAGGUAGCAGUUUUUUGGGAUAAGUACAGGUCCUGUGGUUGAUAUUCCAUGAGUGCUUAUCCCUGCUCCGUGGUGUAGGGACGGAGUUAAGGAUACCUGACUUGGAUUUCCAGAUCUUUGGUGCUGCUUUUGGACACAAAUUCCCGGGGGAUUCUUAAUCCCAGAUGUGUCCACCUGGAGCGGCGCAGGGAUUUCCGUGGGAUCCACCUGCACCCCCUCACCUCAUCCAGGCGUGCUCCAGGAUUCCUGGGUCCGGAAAGGUUUAUCCCGUAUUUCGGUGACAAAAAGCGAGGAAAAAGGCGGCAAAAUUGUCGCUUUUACACAUUGCUGGGGAAGUUCAGCUCUUUGGAGGGAUUCAGGAGGUGGAAUUUUCCUCAAUAUUCCCAGAACUCCUGAAACACAAACGAGGAGGAGAUUCCAGUGCUGCUGGACUCCGGGGAGCUGGUUUAGCUGGAAUGUGGUCGCAUUCCCGCUUCCCUGUGCACACACUGCCAGCUCUGUGCUCCUGUCGGGAUGCAGCGAGCCUGGAUGAGAUCCAGCGUCCCUCCAGAGGGCUCAGCACGGAGAAGGGAUCUCUGUGUGGCAGCCAAAUCCUUGGAAAAGUUCCCUGUCGGAGGGGCUGCAGAAAGCGACGGCCUCUCCCGAGGGCCGCGGCUGCUCCUCCUUGAAACUCCCGGGAUUUUAUGGAGAGGGAAUGUGCCGUGGAAAAGCUGGAGCGGGAUGUGCAGGGCUGGAGGCAGAGAGCUGUGGGGUGUUGGGAAAAAUCCCACAAACCCAGUUCCUCCUCCUUUGGCACACCUGGAUUUCCUUGGGGGUUCUUAGGACAUAGAGCCCUCCUGGGAUUUUGUUGGGAAUGCUGUUGUUUCCAGGGAUUCAGGGAGUUAACACCAUAAGCACCGACACCGUGUUGCUUUUGGGAAGGGUUGGGAGUGUGCUCUGCUCUUCCCAAACAGCCUCGGAACUCAUCCGAGCUUUCCAAAUGUGGAUUGCAGGAUUCCGGGAGGUUUCUCCAUGGAUUUGUUGGCUGUGCCAACAGGGAAGGUGGGAACGUGGCACUUGUGCAUCAAAACUUCCUGAAAAGUGGGGAGGAAACAGCCUUCCCUAAAAAAUUCCAUGGCAGGGUUGGAAUGGGAUGAUCCUAAAAGUCCCUUCCAACCUAAAGCGUUCCAAGAUUCUCAAAAAAUGCAAACUAAAAGGAAAAAAAAAGGCACUUGGAUCAUUUGCCUUCGUGCUAAAGGCUUUUCCUUUGCAUCCAAGGCUGUUUCCAGCUCUUCCUUAAAUCUCCGCUCUCCUCCUGAGGGAAUUUUUGUCCAGUUCCCUGGGUUUUUUGUCCAGUUCCCUGUUUUCCGUGCUCAGGGAGGAUGGAGGGAUGGAUAUCCCCCCUCCUGGAUCAGGGCAGGAGCUCUUUGUCCCUCAGCGGGCGAGCUUUGGGCGCAUUCCCUCCCCUCCCCUUCCCUCCCUUCCCACUCCCCUCAGCCCCCAAAAUUCCCCGUGAGCAAUUCCCAAACUCCUCUGAGGCAAAACCCACACCUUGAGCUUCUUCCCGGUGUGAAUCCCGAGGUGUCCUGGCUCCGUGUCCGCGGCUGUUGGGCUGAGGUGACGGAGCAGGGACACCCGGAUCAGGAGGAGUCGCCUCCAUUGCCCUUUUCCCGCCCUUUUUGUUUUGGCGGGAACUCCGGGGGCGCGUGUGGGGAAGAUGAGGGGAAAAACUCUUUGUUCACCCCCGAAAGGAUCCUCUGGAGAAUCCUGAUGAUUAAACAGUGCCCAGGGAAGAGAUCCACGGUUUUUCCUUCACUUCUUGGAUUGGUUUUUUUUCCCCAUGUAAAUUUCAAGGCGGUGAGUGAGUGGUUUGGGAGUUUUAUGUGGGGAAUUUUGGGGUUCGUUUUUCCCUCAUCUCUGUGGGAUCAGGAGCACUGCCUUGGUCUUGGGUUUCCUCUCCCCACCCUGGGAUUCUUCGGGAAGAAGAACUCUUCACCCUGGAAAACUUUGGAGUCAUUCCUUAUCCUAAUUCCAGGAAAACCAUGGAUUUUUCCUGUCUGACACUGCCCCUCCUCCUCUCCACGAUUCCCUUGUGCUCUCCUAUUGCUCUGGGCUCCUUUCCCUUUUCACUCCAGGGAUUUAAUUAGAAAUCCAAGGAUGUUUGGAGCUGGAAAACUCCGUCGGAUUCUUCCCUGUGCAGCAGGAUUGCAGGAAGAAAAAUUAAGGAAAUGAAAUAUUUGCAUAUUAAUUGUCCUUGCUGGGAGCUGAGCUGUUAUUCCGUGUUUCUGCUCACAUUCCUGCGGGUUCUUUAUUCCAAUCCCAGCAUUAUUUUUCCCACAUGGAAACAACCCCUGUGCACCGUGCAGUGCAGGGGAAGGGCUUUUCCUGGGAUUUAGGGGAAAAGUUUAUAGGGGAAAAAUGAGCUGUUCCUGGGAUGGGUGGGCCCUUCCCAUGGAAUUCCACAGAGCCCAGGAAAACUCACUCUGGCUGCAGAGGGACGGGAAUCCCAGGAAGUUUGGGAUAAAAGUGAGCAAUUUAGGUAAAAAAGGAGCACUUCUAGCCAGGCUGGAGUGCAUUUCGGGAAUCUGGGAUUGGUGAUGGUGUAUCCAAUGAAAAAAAACACCAGGAAAGGACCCCCCAAACAACACCCAGGCCCUUGGGGCCAUGUUCUCCACACCGGAGGAUGUUUCCCCUCCCCCCGUUUUGGGGCCAUUCUCUCUUCUUUUGGGGAUGUUUUCUCCCACCGUUUUGGGGCCAUUUUCUCCCCGUUUUGAGGCCAUUUUCUCCCCGUUUUGAGGCCGUUUUCUCCCCUUUUGGGGCCAUUUUCUCCACCCUGGGAUCAUUCCCUCCCCUUUUGGGGCCAUUCUCUCCCCUUUUGGGGCCAUUUUCUCCACCCUGGGACCAUUCCCUCCCCUUUUGGGGCCAUUUUCUCCACCCUGGGACCAUUCUCUCCCCUUUUGGGGCCAUUCUCUCCCCAUUUGGGGCCAUUUUCUCCACCCUGGGAUCAUUCCCUUCCCUUUUGGGGCCAUUCUCUCCCCUUUUGGGGACUUUUUCUCCACCCUGGGAUCAUUCCCUCCCCUUUUGGGGCCAUUCUCUCCCCUUUUGGGGCCAUUUUCUCCACCCUGGGAUCAUUCCCUCCCCUUUUGGGGCCAUUCUCUCCCCAUUUGGGGCCAUUUUCUCCACCCUGGGAUCAUUCCCUUCCCUUUUGGGGCCAUUCUCUCCCCUUUUGGGGACUUUUUCUCCACCCUGGGAUCAUUCCCUCCCCUUUUGGGGCCAUUCUCUCCCCUUUGGGGCCUUUAUCUCCCCUGUCGCUCUGCACCUGGCACAGGAGAUAAGGGGCCAGUGCUGUGACACUGGGAGCCUCCCCUUGCCUCAUCCCCCACCACAUCCCUCCAACUCCCCAGGAAAACCCUUGGAGCUCUUCCCUAAAAUCCCACAUCCGCUCUCCCUGCUGAUGAGGGCCAGGGGUGCUCCCGCUUUCCAGGGGUUGGAAAGAUCCAGCAGCUUUUCCGUGCGUUUUACCAAAACAUUGUCAUAUCCCAGGAGCUGUGUGGAAUUUAAUACUUCUUAGUCGAAAAAUUCAUCAUUUGGGAGUGGAUUUUUGGGAUACUUUUACUCAGGUUUCCGUAUUUUUUUAGGAAUUCUCUGUCACCUUUACCGCAGACUUCUCCCGAGCCAAAGGAUUCGUUUGUAACAGAACGGAAUAACAAUGAUUUCCAUGAUUAAUUAAUUCUAGAUCAGUUUAUGGGCAGGAUUAGCUGUUUAAAUGGUUUAGUAUUAGUUUCAAUGAUAUUAUUUCAAUUAAAUAAUUCAUUUAACUAACAUUAUUUAAUUUUAAAAAGGUAUUUUGAGCCGGAAUAGUUUUUGGUGGGAACUCCGGGGGCGUGUGGAGAACGUGAGGGGGAAAAAACUCUGUUUACCCCCACAUGGAUCCUCUGGAGAAUCCUGAUAAUGAAACACAGUUGAGGGACAAGAUCCACGUAUUUUCCACCUGAAUUUCAGCCCAAUGAGUAAUUUGGGAAUUUAUUUGGGGAAUUUGGGGGUUUCUUCCCACGCUGUGUGGGAGCACUGCCUUGAUCCGGGCUUUCUUCUCAACGCAUCCCCCAAAUUCCUGCGCUUUGCUGUUGAAAACCUCCCGAUUCCUACCAAUUCCUUGGAAUUCCUUCUAUUUCUCCUCGAUUUCUUCCCU
Molecule: messenger RNA, 6960 nt
Organism: Corvus hawaiiensis (hawaiian crow)
Lineage: Eukaryota; Metazoa; Chordata; Aves; Passeriformes; Corvidae
Exons: 2
Coding region: 3906-4832 (308 amino acids)
Source: RefSeq, a predicted model, not a curated record